AUGGCCAGUUCAGCUCCUGAUGGUCGGAGUGUCCUGAUCGACGCAUUCGCGGGUGCGGGUGGCAAUGCAAUUGCAUUUGCGCGGUCCGGCAAAUGGAAACGCAUCUAUGCGAUUGAGAAAAAUCCGUCUGUUCUGCUUUGUGCGAAACAUAAUGCAAAGAUCUACGGGGUUGCAGACAAAAUUACCUGGUUUGAAGGUGAUUGUUUCGAGAUUAUAAAGAACCAACUGAAGGACUUGGCCCCGUACAGUGUGGUAUUCGCCAGUCCUCCAUGGGGCGGGCCCGGAUACCGUUCAGACAAAAUAUUCAAUCUGCGAACAAUGGAGCCUUACUCCUUGGCCACUCUCUACCAGGAAUAUUCGGCAUUCUCCGAGCAUAUCGUUCUGUUCUUACCACGGACGUCGGAUCUCCGGCAGUUGGCGAAAGUGGUCAAAGACGGGCAUAAGGCGACGGUGAUGCAUUACUGCAUGGACGGUGCAAGUAAGGCGUUGUGUAUCUUUUACGGCGGGUUUAAUUUGGGAUGA
Molecule: messenger RNA, 522 nt
Organism: Aspergillus terreus NIH2624
Lineage: Eukaryota; Fungi; Ascomycota; Eurotiomycetes; Eurotiales; Aspergillaceae
Product: RNA methyltransferase
Exons: 2
Coding region: 1-522 (173 amino acids)
Biological process (GO): 7-methylguanosine cap hypermethylation; 7-methylguanosine RNA capping
Cellular component (GO): nucleus
Molecular function (GO): RNA cap trimethylguanosine synthase activity
Source: RefSeq, a predicted model, not a curated record